This is a messenger RNA of Entelurus aequoreus (snake pipefish), 790 nucleotides long. It is a transcript of the gene csrp2, whose product is annotated as cysteine and glycine-rich protein 2. Gene Ontology annotation, molecular function: actinin binding; structural constituent of muscle. NCBI's taxonomy places the organism in Eukaryota, Metazoa, Chordata, Actinopteri, Syngnathiformes, Syngnathidae. The record is from RefSeq and is a predicted model, not a curated record. Gene Ontology annotation, biological process: muscle tissue development; sarcomere organization. The coding region runs from base 170 to 751 and encodes 193 amino acids. The transcript has 6 exons. Gene Ontology annotation, cellular component: Z disc; nucleus; cytoplasm.
GUUCACGGCCCUGAAGCCCCACCCACUCACGGUGGGUAAAAAGGAGUCCUCGGUGUCGUCACGGCUCCACUGCAGCGAUUCAAGCCGACUUCUCUUGGAACUUUGCCAUUUUCUAGCAUCUGGACCUGACUACUUCCUGGAAACGUCCUCAAAAAAAGGAUUACCCACAAUGCCGAGGUGGGGCGGAGGCAACACGUGCACGGCGUGUGGCGGCACGGUGUACCACGCCGAGGAGGUGCAGUGUGACGGCAAGAGUUUCCACAAGCAAUGCUUUCUCUGCAUGGUGUGCAGGAAGGGUCUGGACAGCACCACGGUGGCCAUCCAUGACCGGGAGGUGUACUGCAGGUCAUGUUACGGCAAGAAGUACGGCCCUAAAGGGUACGGCUACGGUCAAGGUGCCGGUACCCUCAACAUGGACCGAGGAGAACGACUGGGGAUCAAACCAGACCAGAGCCCGUCUCACAAGCCCACCACCAACCACAACCCCUCCAAGUUUGCACAGAAGUUUGCAGGCUCAGAGAAAUGUGCUCGCUGUGGUGACUCCGUGUACGCCGCUGAGAAGGUCAUGGGGGCAGGCAAGCCGUGGCACAAGAACUGCUUCCGCUGUGCUAAAUGUGGCAAGAGUCUGGAGUCCACCAACCAGACGGAGAAGGAAGGGGAAAUCUACUGCAAAGCUUGCUACGCCAAGAACUUCGGCCCCAAAGGGUUCGGCUACGGCCAAGGGGCCGGCGCCCUGGUGCACGCCCAGUGACCUCGCUCUCCCCUUCAAAAUAAAACCUCCUCCUGUUGA